Messenger RNA from Neodiprion fabricii, 1704 nucleotides. It is a transcript of the gene Ahcy, whose product is annotated as adenosylhomocysteinase. The coding region runs from base 275 to 1576 and encodes 433 amino acids. NCBI's taxonomy places the organism in Eukaryota, Metazoa, Arthropoda, Insecta, Hymenoptera, Diprionidae. The transcript is spliced from 7 exons. Gene Ontology annotation, cellular component: cytosol. The record is from RefSeq and is a predicted model, not a curated record. Gene Ontology annotation, biological process: L-methionine cycle. Gene Ontology annotation, molecular function: adenosylhomocysteinase activity.
CGACUCUAUCUUCAUACCCAGUACUUAUCGCCUUAUACUUCUAUGAUUCGGGUUGCAAGACACCCACCGAAGUCUGAUAACCAGUAGAAUUCCACAGUUUACCACCGUCUGCACAGUCGUCUGCGCGUAGGGCUUGCGCUCCUUUGGACAUACAAUCAUACAAAGUGUUUGAUAGUCCGGCGGGUUUCGUGCUCGCAGAAAUACUUAAAAUCAUUUACUUAUCAAGCUAAUUUUUUAUUUCUAUUGUAAAAAUACACCCAAAAUAUCUGUAAGAAUGGCGACAAAACCAUUGUACAAAGUUGCGGAUAUUUCGCUGGCGGAAUGGGGAAGGAAGGAGAUAAUGCUAGCCGAAAAUGAAAUGCCUGGACUCAUGGCCAUCCGCCGUAAAUACGGACCAUCCAAGGUGCUCAAAGGUGCGAGGAUUGCCGGAUGCCUUCACAUGACUGUACAAACAGCAGUGCUAAUCGAAACACUGACUGAGCUUGGCGCAGAGGUACAAUGGUCCUCGUGCAACAUUUUCAGCACACAGGAUCAUGCAGCAGCAGCUAUAGCAAAGACUGGCGUGCCAGUUUAUGCAUGGAAAGGUGAAACGGAUGAAGAAUACAUGUGGUGUAUAGAACAAACCCUGGUAUUCAAAGAUGGAAAGCCUUUGAAUCUGAUCCUAGACGAUGGAGGAGAUCUGACCAAUCUCGUGCACACCAAGUUCCCUGAAUAUCUGAAAGACUGCCUUGGCAUCUCGGAAGAAACGACAACUGGUGUUCACAAUCUUUACCGCAUGCUUAAAGACGGAAAACUCAAAGUACCUGCGAUAAAUGUCAACGACUCUGUUACAAAGAGUAAAUUCGACAACUUGUACGGAUGCAGGGAGUCUCUAAUCGAUGGAAUCAAGAGAGCAACCGAUGUUAUGUUGGCUGGAAAAGUGUGCGUAGUUGCAGGUUAUGGUGACGUUGGUAAGGGGUGCGCACAAAGUUUACGAGCUCUUGGAGGUCGAGUUAUAAUAACAGAAAUUGAUCCCAUCAAUGCCUUACAAGCGGCAAUGGAAGGCUAUGAGGUCACAACUAUGAAUGAAGCUUCGAAAAAGGGACAGAUAUAUGUGACUACAACCGGAUGCAAAGAUAUCAUUCUAGGAGAACACUUUUUGAAUAUGCCCGAAGAUGCUAUUGUUUGCAAUAUUGGGCAUUUCGAUUGCGAGAUCCAGGUCGCUUGGCUGGAAAAAAACGCGAAAUCAAAAGUAAACAUCAAGCCCCAGGUCGAUCGUUACGAACUGAGCACUGGCAGGCAUGUCAUUCUCCUUGCGGAGGGUCGACUAGUCAAUUUGGGUUGCGCGACAGGGCAUUCGAGUUUCGUAAUGAGUACCUCAUUCACAAAUCAAGUCCUAGCCCAGAUAGAGCUCUGGACAAAGUCUACCUCGUAUCCAAUCGGUGUCCACAUGUUGCCAAAGAAACUCGACGAAGAAGUCGCCGCCCUGCAUCUCGACCACCUGGGCGUGAAGUUGACUAAACUCACUACCGACCAGUCCAAGUAUCUCGACAUCCCCGUCGAUGGCCCAUACAAAUCCGACCAUUACAGAUACUGAAGCGCGAAGGGAUGAGAAAGAAGAAAACGGCGAGUCGGAAGAUGAAAAGUGCGGAUUUUGAUCUGAAACAAACUAUAGGAGUGUCUUGGAUUGACUGAGGGCGACUAAAUAAACGAGCGAUUCAAAUA